GAAAGAAAAGAAAAAAGGAAAAACAGCAGGGAGCCAAACCUAGCUCCUUCUAUCACUUGAACAAACUCCAUUGGAGUCGCACAAUGUCUGAUCCACAGCUGAGGCUUCUUCUCUAGAAAAGAAUUGCUCCCAUUUCAGUGCCGCCCUUUGUUUCGAUAUCAUUAUGGGGCAUGGUGGUUAUGGGAAACGCAAAAUUCCUGACGCCGCUAACAACAGAAACCGGCGAGGACCCAAACCUAAAUCUUUAGCUGUUGAUAAGAAAUCCAAAUCAAAGUCAAAGCCUAAGGCUAAGGCUGUUUCUAUCAAGAAUCAAAUGCGCUCCAUCGAACGCAUGCUCCGCAAAGAUUUGCCUCCUGAAAUUAGAGAAGUUCAAAAACAGAAGUUGGACGAACUCAAAAAACAGCAAGAGCUUCACAGUCGUCUGGCUGUGGAACGCAAAAUAUUUCUUCACAACAGGAAGGUUAAAUUUUUUGAGAGAAGAAAAAUUGAGAGAAGAAUAAGACGUUUGGAGAAACAGCAGCGCACUUCAUCUGGUAAGGCGCAAGAAACAGAAAUUUCUGAACAACUUGCUAAAUUGAAAGAGGACCUUGAAUAUGUUCGGGUGAGCUUCUGAUUAGUUUACCCGUUUCUUAUGUUCUUUGGUUUCCAUCUCCGGUUGAGUUCAGCUCUGUUUCUCACAGUAAUGAUCUUUUCACUGAAGCAGUAAGAUUUAGAGUUU
Molecule: messenger RNA, 718 nt
Organism: Nicotiana tabacum (common tobacco)
Lineage: Eukaryota; Viridiplantae; Streptophyta; Magnoliopsida; Solanales; Solanaceae
Source: RefSeq, a predicted model, not a curated record